AUGAGAAGACAUUCUUCGUCACGCCCUUCAACUUCGGCACCUUCUUCUUCUUCCCUUUGCUUUCGCGCCAACUCGUGGUUCCCAAUCAACUAUGUAUUUCUCGCUCUUCGCUCUUUAACCCUUCCCUUCUGUUUCAAAUGUUUUUCGCUACGCUCAAACACUACAAGUGGCAACUUGUCACUUCUCAAUACCGACCAUAAUCUUCAC
Molecule: messenger RNA, 207 nt
Organism: Sphenostylis stenocarpa
Lineage: Eukaryota; Viridiplantae; Streptophyta; Magnoliopsida; Fabales; Fabaceae
Source: the annotation of a GenBank genome assembly